AUGGAGGACUUUCCUGAAGGUCAGUCGCCUAAGCGCAAGCGCCUCUCUUACGCUUGCAACUAUUGCCGACUGAAAAAAACCCGAUGCGAUGAACAACAACCGUCCUGCCAGAAUUGCACACGAGCAGGUGUAGAGUGCAUCACCACAGAUAAACGUCGUGCCGGUGCUAUCGUUAGCUCGCGACGCCGGACUUCUGCAUUGCCAGAGGCAUCUCCAACGCUACCCAAUUCAAUCAGGUCGUCAGAGCCAGAGCCAGAGCCAGAGCCAGAAUCAGAACCGAUUCCGGUCAGCUCGUAUGUGCCGACCAGCUACGAUCAGAACCUCCUUCCCGCGGCGCCUCCUUCUUGGAAGCGGCGCUGGGUAAAGACAGAGCGUUUGCCAAUGAUGCCUCGAUUCUUAGGAUCAUCUAUGUUUGGGGCCAUGACAGGAUGGCUCGAAUUAGCAUUUUACCGUCUCAAAGCCCCCCAAGACUUUGAUAUUCCACGCAGAAUUAGCCACUAUUCAAAAAGCUGGCUUCCUGUUGGUGUUCCUAAUCUACCUCCAGCUGAAGAAGCCCAGGAAUACUGUCGCCUUUAUCGAACAACACUACAUCCUCUAUUUCCAGUUUUGAGUAAUAAAACCUUUGAAGAUGUAUCCGAACUUUUAUGCCCAUCGGUGGAUACAUUGAAUACACCAAAAGAAAAGGACCAUACUCCUUUACAGGCAUUGUCUUAUCUCAUUCUUACUGUCGGCCUAAAGACUCUGGAUGACUCAGCACACAGUAGGGAGGAACUCGCAUUUUCCUACAUAUCUUACUGCAAUACUUUGCUGGGUCGCCUGGUUGCCUGUCGGUGCCUGAUGUCCGUGCAGGCUAUACUUCUCUUUGCAAUCAUAAUUCGCAGUUGUGAUCAAAUUGCGUGGGCAUGGGAUGUACUGACUAUGGGAGUAUCUAUGGCUCAGUCACUCGGGAUCAACGAAUCGGGAUAUGGGAUGAACGACGAAGAUCAGGCCGCAUCUGAAGAUGAGGAUGAGAAACGUCAAACAUGGUGGUGCAUGUAUGUAUUUGAGAAGAUUCUGGCCCUUGAAUGCGGACACGUCUCAACAAUUUGGGACGGAGAACUGUCUGCAGUAAGCUUGACCUUGACGCGAUCAGAUUCGCAACCCUCUGAUCAGGAAACCUAUCGACUGGCAGCCGUCAGUCUAGCAAAUGUUUUGCAUGAACUCCAGGAACGGUCGGCGAGAACAUGGCAUCGAGAAGAAUGGCUUCCGCAGACCGUCGAAGAAGCCAUCCGAGAGAAAAUCACCACGGGCGGUGAUCUAGGCUUGUUACUUCAAGGCUGGAGGGACAGCCUUCCUUCAGAACUAUUACCCGGGUACAGUUCAGUAGCUAUGCAGCAACAGUCCUCGUUCCUCAUUUUCUACUAUUACUAUGCGAUCAUGCUGUCCAAGCGCAGUACUCUGGUCAUUGACCGGCAGGAAUUGCAAGACAAAGUGGAUCAGCAUGGGCGACGCAAGCCCUGGCAUUCACUGUUGUCAAAUACCGUUGCCUUGACAGUUGAAGCAGCGCGAGAAAUGAUUAAGCUUUUCGCCAGCCUGGUCGGUAACGGCCACCCAGAUUUCUUGACAACCCUGACCUCUCCACUUGUUGCGACAUACGCUUUGGCUGUACACGUUUGUCGGGAACCCAACAGCUUGAUGAGUAGGUCUGAUUAUGAGCUUAUGAAAGUAGGAAUGGAACUUACCAUCAGACACUAUCAGGGACAUUCUACGAUCGAAGAGAUCAUUCUGUUCAUGCAGUCUCUGGAACGUUACACACUGCAACGCUUGUCUCGUGCGAGAGAUAUCUACUCAUCAGCCGGCGGGCAGUCUUUCGUUUCCCCAUCAGCGAUGUUGCCAUCAGUAGCUAUGCAUGAACCUGCUCCUGAUAUGAGCCGGCUAGAUCCGUUGAGUGUCACUGCAUCAUCUGUUCCACAGGAGGAAUGGAACUCGGCCUCACUUGACUGGCUUGGGUGGGACUGGAAUGAUCUCAGUCAUCUAUUUCUACGUGGCGAAUAA
Talaromyces amestolkiae is the source of this 2034-nucleotide messenger RNA. RefSeq lists its product as uncharacterized. The transcript has 4 exons. Gene Ontology annotation, biological process: regulation of DNA-templated transcription; DNA-templated transcription. Gene Ontology annotation, molecular function: DNA binding; zinc ion binding; DNA-binding transcription factor activity, RNA polymerase II-specific. The coding region runs from base 1 to 2034 and encodes 677 amino acids. The record is from RefSeq and is a predicted model, not a curated record. NCBI's taxonomy places the organism in Eukaryota, Fungi, Ascomycota, Eurotiomycetes, Eurotiales, Trichocomaceae.